Globicephala melas (long-finned pilot whale) is the source of this 6611-nucleotide messenger RNA. It is a transcript of the gene EPB41L4B, whose product is annotated as erythrocyte membrane protein band 4.1 like 4B. Gene Ontology annotation, cellular component: cytoskeleton. Gene Ontology annotation, molecular function: cytoskeletal protein binding. NCBI's taxonomy places the organism in Eukaryota, Metazoa, Chordata, Mammalia, Artiodactyla, Delphinidae. The record is from RefSeq and is a predicted model, not a curated record.
CGCAGGGGGCGGAGGCAGGGGACGCCCCCAGCCAGGAUGCUGCGGUUCCUGCGCCGGACCUUUGGCCGCCGCUCCAUGCAGCGCUACGCGCGGGGCGCGGCAGGGCGCGGGACCGCCGGCCUGGGGGACGAGCGCGACGGGGGUCCGCGGGGGGGCCCGGCCGCCGCCGCCGUGUCCACGCUGCCCGCCGCGCCCGGGGGCAGUGUGUUCCCAGCCGGCGGCGGGCCCCUGCUCAUGGGCUGCGCGGCCGUGCACAUCUCCGCCGCCGGGGCCUCCAAGACCACCCUCUACUGCCGCGUCUUCCUGCUCGACGGGACCGAAGUGAGCGUGGACCUGCCGAAACAUGCCAAAGGCCAGGAUUUGUUUGAUCAGAUUGUGUACCACUUGGACCUGGUGGAAACAGAUUACUUUGGCCUCCAGUUCCUUGACUCUGCCCAGGCUGCGCACUGGCUGGAUCAUUCCAAACCCAUAAAAAAGCAGAUGAAAAUUGGACCUGCUUAUGCUUUGCACUUUCGAGUUAAAUAUUAUUCUUCAGAACCGAACAACCUUCGUGAAGAGUUUACAAGGUACCUGUUUGUUUUACAACUCAGGCAUGACAUUCUUUCAGGAAAGUUGAAAUGCCCAUAUGAAACAGCUGUGGAGUUAGCCGCUCUCUGCCUACAAGCCGAGCUUGGGGAGUGCGAGCUUCCAGAACAUACACCAGAGCUUGUGUCUGAGUUUCGGUUCAUUCCAAAUCAGACAGAAGCGAUGGAAUUUGAUAUCUUCCAGAGAUGGAAAGAGUGCAGGGGAAAGAGCCCUGCCCAGGCGGAACUCUCCUAUCUGAAUAAAGCGAAGUGGCUGGAAAUGUAUGGGGUAGACAUGCACGUUGUGAGGGGAAGAGAUGGCUGUGAAUAUUCUCUUGGACUGACCCCGACAGGCAUUUUAAUCUUUGAAGGAGCUAACAAAAUAGGCUUAUUCUUUUGGCCCAAAAUUACCAAAAUGGAUUUUAAAAAGAGCAAAUUGACGCUGGUGGUGGUGGAGGACGAUGACCAGGGCCGGGAACAGGAGCACACGUUCGUGUUCCGCCUGGACAGCGCCCGGACCUGCAAGCAUCUGUGGAAGUGCGCCGUGGAGCACCAUGCCUUCUUCCGGCUGCGGACGCCGGGAAACAGCAAGUCCAACAGAUCGGACUUUAUCAGACUGGGCUCUCGCUUCAGGUUCAGUGGCCGGACGGAAUACCAGGCUACACAUGGCGCCAGGUUACGGAGAACCAGCACCUUCGAGAGGAAGCCUAGUAAACGCUAUCCGUCCCGGAGACAUUCGACAUUCAAAGCAAGCAACCCGAUGAUAGCAGCUCAGUUCUGCUCUAAAACAAAUCCUGAAGUCCAUAAUUACCAGCCUCAGUAUCACCCCAAUCUUCACCCCAGCCAGCCUCGGUGGCACCCGCACUCUCCAAACAUCAGCUACCCGCUCCCUUCCCCAGGGCUCAGCAGCUCGGACCGGCUGCCUUUUGGCCUCGAGGAGAAUGGGGGCACACCGUUUGCCACCAAAGCUUCGGGAAGGCACCACCAUCACCACCACCAGCACCAGCACCACACUAACUAUGGCCUCUCGCUGACCCUGGAGAACAAGGAGGGGCCUUUGAGGUCCCCCAACUCCAGCAGUAAAUCGCUUACAAAACUGAGUCCAGGAACACCUGCCCUGUUCAGCGAAGCCGCUGCCCAUCUAAAGAAGCUGGAACUGGAAACUGUGAAGGCUGCUGGACCCUGGCCUGCUCUGCACAUCAACAUAAAUAAGGCUGAAGAAAAAAAGGUUUCUGAGAAGACUCUUCAGACCCCACUUUUGCCUUCCCCCGUGGCUGAUCACGUUAAGUGUAACAUUUUAAAAGCCCAGCUGGAGAAUGCUUCCCGAGCGAGCGCCCAGGUUGGAAAAGAGGAAUCAACGUUUGUAAAUAUCAAUAAGAAAUCCAGUCUUCAGGACGCUAACGUAAGAAGUCCUAUUCCUAUACGUGUGGAAACUACCCAACCAGCUGCGGAAAAGCCGGAAAUCAAGCCUCCCCGAGUGCGGAAGUUAAUGAGACAAUACAGCUUUAACCGCAGUGAUGAAGACGACCUCCCUCCAGACCUGGCCGAGGCAGCGGGAGCGACCACAACUCCAGCCAUGGCCACCACCAUGGCCACCACCACACAAGUCUCAGUGCCGCUGGCAUCCCCCAAGGUCCACAAACUGAGCUCGCCUCAGAAUUCAGAAGGCAAGGGCCAGCUGUCCCCAGGGGCCAAGAGCCCCUCUGACCGAGGAGGUGCCUUUACCUUGGAGCCGGGUGAUCUGCUGAUGGAUUUCACAGAAGCCACUCCUCUGGCAGAGCCCGCCAGCGCCCCCCACUGUGCCCACUCUCGCUGUUCUCCUCCACUCUCUCUCCCCAUGAAGGAAGAGACCACUGGAGUUUGCAUGCAUCCUCCAAUCAAAACGAGGCUGAUAAAAACAUUCCCGGCUGAUACAGUGACCCCUUUUCCUGAUCCUUUCAUAACAGGGCCACAGUUUACCGCAGACUUUAGAGACAGUAAAUUACAGUGCUGUCCUGGCCAGUCUUCCCCACUGAUUCCAGCAGCAACCCUGAGGCCUUUGACAGAGACCGUCUCCACAGUGCAGACCAUCUACACCAUUCGGAAGCCUGUUUCUCCAGUGGCCAGUGCAGAGACGCUCCGGCAGGAACUGGAGAGAGAGAAAAUGAUGAAAAGACUGUUGAUGACCGAACUGUGAAAUUCUCCCCUUGGUGCCUGGAGGAUGGCAUGGUGCCUUCUGUCCGUUUUCUUUCUUCGGGCUUUGUGUGAUCACUCUAGCACGACAUACAAAUGUGUGCUCUGUUGGCCCAGGUCUCUGUGGUUAGUCAAAGCCAACUUCUGGCUUGACUUCUAUCGGAAAAGAUAUUUUAUGUCUCCUGAGUAUUAGGGUUUUUCUGCUACUCAGUGUAGUUGAGACAGGAUUUGGUAAGCCUAGAAGAAAGAUGGGAAAACCAGGAUUCCUUUUCAGAAGUACCUGUGUGUAUAUAUUAAUAACCACAGGGGUUAAUAUGGCACGGAAUCCUUUGCUGUCAAUCUCAACCAUGUGAUUUUGUAUGAUUGACACUUGCACCAAGCUUUGACUGUUUGUUAGAGUCAUUUUUAAUGAGAGAAUAAUUCUUUACUGCUGGUUUUUCAUUUACACUGGUAAAUACACAGAUCUUAUAAAGUCUUUAACAUUCAUUUUUAUUCAGACACAAGUAGGUGAACUAAAAAAGGAAAGUUACAAUCACCAGAGCUGAAGGUACUUCAGCUUAAUCUGAAAUACAAUUUAACUUGUGAACUUAUGGUAUAUGAUAUUAUUGGGGAUAUAUAAAAUUUAUUAUUGAACCCAAAGUAAGACAUUAUAGUUUAAAUUGUCUAAAAAUCCUUACAAAGUGACUUGAUAUCAGGAUUCAUUUGGGUGUUCCAUAAAGGAAAAUUAUUUCUAAAGUUGAUCAACUCAUGUCCUGUUGAUAGAAACUUGACCAGAAGAAACUUUGCUCUCUUUUUAUAUAGUUUCAAGAAAUGUGUUUUUAAAUUUUUAUUAUGCACUUGAACAACUUUGCAGGAAUAAUUAAGAACCCCCUAACCACAGACUAGCCCUCUGAAAUGUUUCCCAUGCUUUCUCAAUGAAUAUGCCCACAUUUUUACAUCAGUAUGGUCAGUGUGUACGUGGUCUUUGAGUACUUCCUUCUAACACACAGCUCCUCUUUUCAACACUGAUCCUGCUCUCACCAAUUUUGAUUUCUUUGUAUCCAUGUAACAUGAUUAACCUCACUUCUUGGCAUACUAGAUAUUUGAGUUAUAUCUAACUUUUCACUCUUAUAAAUAGUGCUGCUAUGAAUGUCUUUGUAAAAAAUGUUCCUUCUUUUGGAUUCUCCCCUUGGGAAUAUCUCCAAAGAGAGAUUACAAGGUCAAAGAGCAUGAGGUAUUUUAUAGCUCUUGUUUCAUAUUGCCAGAUUGCUUUCUAGAAAGAUCCAGUCUCUGGGUUGAAAAGACCUUAAAGGUCAUCAAGUUCAACCCCCCAUCCUCUCUGAAUGCUUGAAUCCCCUCUACAAUUUAUGAUGCCACCAGCAAUGUAUAAGCAUUUCUAUUUACCAAUAGUUCUGCCAGUAUUGGGUUGUGCCAUUUUUAUUUAUUUUUCCUAGUUUAAUAAGUGCGUAUAGUUGUUUCUUGAAAGGUGGUUUUAUUUCAUUAAUUGCUAGCAAGGCUGAGCACUUUUCCAUGUGGUGACUUACUAGCUGUAUUUCCUUGUGUGUAAAAUGUCCAUCCAUUUCUUAUGACCACUUAAGUGGAAUUGAUCUCGUAUAUUUGUAUCAGAACUGUAUUUUUAUGUUGUAUAAUUUGCUCUCCUGUCCCUAUCCUUAAACCUGAAUGGUGCCAAUAAUUUGAUACUAAUGAUUAUAAAAAAAAAAAGUCAUGCCUCAUUGACUAGCAUCGUUGUAAAAUGAGGUAAUGUACGCAAAUAUUCAGAUAACAGAGGAUUAACCCUUUAAGUGCUGAAUCUAUACAAUUUUAAUAUUUUUUUGAGGGAAAUCUUUCUAAAAUAUAUUACACACUUCCCUGCCUUAGUAAACAGAGUAUACUGGAGAGUAUUUAACCUUUUCUUGAUGAGUCAUGGUCAUCAUUACAAACAUCAGCCCCUUUUGUACCUUGGUGUGGUGCAGUGAUGUCAUCAAGCGCUAUCCAGAUGUGCAGGGCUUGGCUUGCCUUUCACAGACUAACGCUUUUCUCAUUGAUGGUGUGCACUGCUGUCUGCUCUAUUGGUGAAGCUGUCUGGGGGCAAUUGUGGUAUUUGGGAACUUUUACCCCCCACCCCAAUACUACAUGACCCCGGCCGUACUCUUAAAACAGCUUUAGCCGUUCUUUAUGUUGUGUACACGAUACAAAAUGUGUUCCUGUACAGUACGGGGGAAAUAUCUGUUUCUGGGGUUGUCACCUCUUGCCAAUCCCUCCUCUUCUAACCUGCUUUCUCAGUCUUCUGCUCUUCACUUCCGGCUCUCUGAUGGAAACCUCCAGGGCAAAACUGAAGUUUUCUUGAGGAAGCCGGGAAACUCAGUGUUACAUACGUGUCAGGUUGGCUUUGCUUCCGAGGAGGGAUGCAUGGGCUUUUUGGCCAUUGUUCUCAGGAGGCUCUGAGCCUGCUGCUUCUUCCCCAUGUCCCCCUGGGUUCACAGAUGUUUCAGAAGGUUGAUGUCACUGGAAGUCUGAUCACAAACAAGUUGGCUGUUACUGUAUAUGAAAACCCAGUACCUUUGGCAGCUCAACCCUAACCAGUAAAAUCAAGAGGAUUCCAUUGUUUCAGCAGUUGUCCUGGUUAUUUGCCUACGUACAUGUAUGUUGGGUGUUUGGCAUUGUGACCUGAGAAGAUGACGUUGUGUUGGGUGGAUUCAUAGGGAUAAAAGUGAAUUGGUACAAUCACUUCGCCUUUUUUUUAUAUACUUAAAACCAAAAUAACAGUACCAUACGGUCACACAACACAUCUUACGUCCGGGGAGAAAAAUCAGCUUGCUGACAUAAUCAUUCCGGAGCAAGUGUUCCAGACUGUGAGCCACAGACUCCUGGUGGGUAUGGGGGUGAGGGUUAAUGCAAGUGGCCUGGGAAUCCUGCAACCCCAGGUUUGUGGAUUGUAGAUUGCAUAGGAGAUCCUUAUGUGUAAAGAGUUUAAAAAUGAGGUCCUAGAGCAUUCAGAAGAUCCCACCUGAAUGUGCCCCAAGAAUACACUCCCAGAAUAGCACAAGAAUAUUCUGUUACCAUCUUUAUCUUUCUUUCAUCAUCUCAAAGAUCACAGCUUUUAAAAAACUUGAAAUUCACCCUGUUAACCAUUUUAAUGUAUAUAAUUCAGUAUUUUUUAGCAUAUUCAUAAUGUCAUACAGAUAUCACAACUAUCUAAUUACAGAACAUUUCCAUGAUUCCAGAAAGAAACUCCAUAUCUGUAGUCACUACCAAUUCUCCCCUCCCCCUAUCUUUUAGCAACCACUAAUUUACUUUCUGUCUUUGGAUUUCUGUCUAUGGAUCUGCCAAUUCUGGACAUUUCAUAUAAAUGGAAUAACACAAUAUGUGGUCUUUUGUGACUGGCUUCUUUCACUUAACGCAAUGUUUGCAAGUUUCAUCCAUGUUGUAGCAUGUAUUAGUACUUCAUUCCUUUUUAAUGGCUAUAUAAUAUUCCAUUGUAAGGAUAUGCCACAUUUUGUUUAUCCAUUCAUCAGUUAAUAGACAUUUGGCUUGCUUCCACUUUUUGACUCUUAUGAAUAAUAUGAACAUUUGUGAACCUAUGUUUUCAGUUCUCUUGGGUAUAUAACUGAGAUGGGAAUAGCUGCGUCGUACAGCAACUCUAUGUUGAACUUUUUGAGGAACUGCCAAGAUCACAACUUUUAUUUCAUAAACAAUCAAAAGUGAAAAAAAUCAACAUAUAUUACUAGACAGACAGAAGCAUGGGCAAACCUGUUGUUAAACUGGUCAGAUACCGAGAUGCAGCACUGAUUUGUGGGGGGUGAAGUUUAUAACAGAAAAAAAAUUGUUUUAGAGAAAUGGCUUUGAGAAGAUAAAAUAAAGGUGCUAUCUUUUUUUAAAAAUGCAAAUGAAAUUAAA